Leptopilina boulardi is the source of this 643-nucleotide messenger RNA. RefSeq lists its product as uncharacterized. Lineage: Eukaryota; Metazoa; Arthropoda; Insecta; Hymenoptera; Figitidae. The coding region runs from base 143 to 580 and encodes 145 amino acids. The transcript has a single exon. The record is from RefSeq and is a predicted model, not a curated record.
CCAUAGCCUAGUGCAUAACAGAUAGCACCUUUCUAUACUCAAAUAAAUAAUUAUUUUACCUUACAUCAAAAUUUAUAAAUGUUUAUCAUCAAAUACUAAUUUAAUUAAAGCAAACUCUUUAAAAAAAAUUGGCUAAUUAAAAAUGAAAAAAUGGUACAAAAAUUGGUGUUUAGUUUUUUAUACAUUACUAUUUUUAUUAACAAUAUCAGUUAGUGAGAAAAAUGAUACUGACAUUGAAGAAAAUUUAUCAGAAGAAUUUUUGGAAAUUGAUGAAAUUAUUCCUGUGGAUUCAUUUGAGAUUAUAGAGGAAGUCGUAACAAUUCGACCAAUUAAAAAAAUUAAAAAAAAGAAUAAAAUUUUUAAAAAGCCACAUAUUAUAGAACCUGAUGCCGAAAUGCUACCAAUUCAUUAUAAAAGAAUUCAACCACCAGGAGUUGAUCAUAUGGAAAUGAUAUUUGCUCAUCCAAAUAAAUUUGGUUCUCAAAUUUAUGUUAAAUCCAUUGUUCCAGAUACAAAAUCUGACGAGGAUCUUUAUAAAAGCAGUAAAUUUAUCAAUGAAAAAUAUAUUCAUUCUACAUGAAAAUGAAAUUUAAUUUUUUUGUAAAUAUGUAUAUUGAAGAAUAAUAAUUUUUUAAAGAAAGUA